AUGGAAAAAGUCAAUGUAUUUGGCAACGGGAUCGUCAAGACCAUCGCUGCUGGCAUCGGGUUCGCAUCCGAGAGCGUGAGUUGCUACAAGGAGAAGAAGCUUGAGGAAUACAGUUCCGAUAAAGGGAGCGUCGGAAAAGCGGUUCGAAAAUUAAGACCACCUCCUCAGCAGCCGCCACAGCAUUUAGAAAUCAACAACAACAGAACAUGGGAAUUGGACGAUGCUCAGGAGAGAAUGGCACCUGUGGCGACCCCGGCGAAGACCAAGAAAGAACUGGAAGAACGAGAUACCAACAAGAUCAUAGAUUCAUUCAUCCUCAGACAUCCCGCUCCAGAGACACAAGAUGGUAAAUAUCCAGCCCUUCAAAGUCUUUCUCUCCCAGUCAUUUUGCCGCAGAAGAGACCAAAAGAUCGAUCUCGAGGAUUCGUCAAAGCAUAUGCACCAGCACUUGAGCAGUCAGGUAUAGACCAAGCCACGUUCCUCGACUUCCUUGAAACUUUUGAGCAAGGCAUACGAGUAUCUCCGUGGUUGGAAGCCAUCAACCUGGUCUCACUUGCUGCAUUGUCUCUCCCGAUCCCAGAGGCCAUGGCUAUCGACAUAGCUUGCAUGGUCGUCGUUGAGACUGCCACCACUAUACAAACCAGGACUAGGUUCGUAGCCCAGAAAUCAGCUUCGGUGUCUGAGAUGUCCCAAGCUAAAUUUAUCAGGGGAAAUGACCUGCUAUCGAAAUUCAAUGUGGAGUUCUUCCAGCCUCGAGGCCUGUUCUGUUUACUCAUGACUUUGAACACAGAGACUGGAUCCAAGGUGCAGGAGGAGCUUGCUGUCUCGUCAAUAGUCUCCAGGGCCCGUACCAGUCUUUAUGAGGACAAAAUCGCCCAGAAAGCGCGAAACUUACGUCGAUCCGAUGGAUCGACCAGUUCGGCUCCUCAAGCCGCUCCUCUCAUUUUCCCAGGGCUGGAUGAGCUGGCUGCAAAGAAUGACGAGAAAUCAAAGAAGAAGAAAGAUUCCUUGCAAUCUGCAUCCGAGUUUGUAGGUAGGUACCUUGAUAAGAGGGCUGUGGCAAAAUACGUAAGCUCAUGGCAAUGA
Cadophora gregata is the source of this 1086-nucleotide messenger RNA. RefSeq lists its product as uncharacterized. The record is from RefSeq and is a predicted model, not a curated record. Bases 1 to 1086 code for a protein of 361 amino acids. NCBI's taxonomy places the organism in Eukaryota, Fungi, Ascomycota, Leotiomycetes, Helotiales, Ploettnerulaceae. The transcript has a single exon.